AUGUCUCCUCGCCGAGUGUGCCUCUCCCUGCAGCUGCAUUUGUGUGGGGUGAAGCUACCGUUCAAUCUGGCAAGCGGCGUCAAUUGCCGAUAUGCGCAUACGGGCCGCCCGUCAACCUCCCUUUUGUGGCUCUCGCACAAACGGGAGAAGGCCACGCGCAACGUAAUUUCUUCACCGGAAGCGACAUGUGCCCUAUCGAGUGCUGCGUCAAAAAUGUCAGUGGUUGGCAGAACGCUCGCCUCCUCCUCGUCUCCGCCAUUGCUACUUGAUCCUCCGUUUACACCUGUUCCGGGCGAGUCGCAGGCGUUGAGGCGGCGAACGAAUUGCGGUGGAACAUCCUUUUUGUUAUUAUACGUCUGCGGUACCUGCAAAUCGCCGCUGUUUUGUAGUUCGGAGUACGCGGCGUCCAGUUCUCUGGGACAUCACAGCAGCGGAUGGCCCUCGUUUACUGCCCCAGUGUGCAAUAGUGUACUCCAGCUGCGAAGCCUGCUCCAGCGCAGCGCCGUGCAGGAGGGUGGCCAGACACCGUUGACUGCAACGCUUGCGGCCCGUGGUUUGCGUGUCGAGGGGGAAAUGCAGCGGCAGACGCGCGGUGGAGGCUGUGAGCGGUUGCGGCCUCGUACGUGGCGGGAGGAGUGCCUGAGAGACGAGAACAAGCGAGGCGACCCAACCGUCUUGGAGGGCUGUUGCACCGAGUGCGGGAGGGCUGUUUGCCGCGUGGUCACGGAGAGACGCAGAGGUGCAAAGUACGUCGUCAACCCAACGGCUGUCAAUGCCGAGCUGACGGAGUGCAGCGACCCGGGCAUUGCAUCCACGCCACAUCGGUCACAGAUUCCCCGCUGA
Trypanosoma rangeli is the source of this 843-nucleotide messenger RNA. RefSeq lists its product as uncharacterized. The record is from RefSeq and is a predicted model, not a curated record. Bases 1 to 843 code for a protein of 280 amino acids. The transcript has a single exon. Lineage: Eukaryota; Euglenozoa; Kinetoplastea; Trypanosomatida; Trypanosomatidae.